AUGUCCACCGACUCCAACCCGGCCGUCGCGGCGAUCCAGGACAACCUCCACCUCAUCUUCGAAGAAGCCGACGCCACGAAACGUCGUGCAGCCAUCGAGCAACUAUGGGCGAAUUCUGAAGAUGCCGUCUUCGUCGACCCCGAACGCAUCUGGCGCGGGCACGAUGAGAUUGAUCAAUGCAUCACUUCGCUUGUGGAGAAGUUCAAGGGGUGGGUGUUUGUUGAGAUUGGCGAUGCGCAGCUCCUACCAGAGAAGGGACCGGAUGGCGGUAUGCAGGUCGUGAGGCAGGCGUGGGGCUAUGGUCCACCAGGCGAGGAGCCGAAGGUGAAAGGGCAGGAUGUUGCUACGUUGGUUGAGGGGAAGAUUCAGAUGUUGGUUGCGAUUCUUGAGUAG
Messenger RNA from Saxophila tyrrhenica, 393 nucleotides. RefSeq lists its product as uncharacterized. The record is from RefSeq and is a predicted model, not a curated record. NCBI's taxonomy places the organism in Eukaryota, Fungi, Ascomycota, Dothideomycetes, Mycosphaerellales, Extremaceae. The transcript has 2 exons. Bases 1 to 393 code for a protein of 130 amino acids.